CGGGCCCCGGAGCCCGGCAGGUCAUCUUAAACGUCCCAAAUCUUUGCCAUUACCUGAUGCAGCUGAUAAAAUCAGGAUGGCUUUAAACUCAGGGUCACCGCCAGGAGUUGGACCUUACUACGAAAACCAUGGAUACCAGCCUGAAAGCCUCUAUCUCCCGCGGCCCACCACGGUCCCCAGCGCCUACCCGGUGUAUCCGGUCCCGUACUACCCAUCCGAGGGGCCCCAGUCCACCCCGAGGGUGCUGACGCACACUUCGACACCCACCAUCCGCGUGCAGCCCAAGUCCCCAUCGGGGACGGCGUGCACUGCAAAGGCCAAGAAAGUGCUGUGCAUCACGGUCUCCCUGGGGGCCGUCCUGGCGGGAGCCGUGGUGGCCGCUGUCCUGCUCUGGAAGUUCAUGGAGAACAAAUGCAUGGUGGCCGGGGUAGAGUGCGGCUCCUCGGGAACCUGCAUCAGCCCCUCUCACUGGUGCGACGGGGUCCUGCACUGCCCCAGCGGGGAGGAUGAGAACCGAUGCGUUCGCCUCUACGGCCCGAACUUCAUCCUCCAGGUGUACUCGGCCCAGAGGAAGUCCUGGCACCCAGUGUGUCAGGACGACUGGAAUGACAGCUACGGGAGGGCCGCGUGCCAGGACAUGGGCUACCGGAAUAGUUUUUAUUCUAGCCAAGGAAUUGUGGAUGACAGCGGAGCCACCAGCUUUAUGAAGCUGAACAUAAGUGCUGGCAGUCUGGAUCUCUAUAAGAAACUGUACCACAGUGAUGUCUGUUCUUCAAAAACGGUGGUUUCUUUACGCUGUAUAGAGUGCGGGGUCACAGGGAAGAUGAUCCGCCAGAGCCGGAUCGUGGGCGGGAGCAGCGCCUCCCUGGGGGACUGGCCCUGGCAGGUCAGCCUGCACGUCCAGGGCACGCACGUCUGCGGAGGCUCUAUCAUCACCCCCGAGUGGAUCGUGACGGCCGCCCACUGUGUGGAGGAACCGCUGAACAACCCCCGGUAUUGGACGGCCUUCGCAGGAAUCCUGAGACAAUCUUUCAUGUUCUAUGGACAUGGAUACCGAGUGGGAAAAGUGAUUUCCCAUCCCAAUUACGAUUCCAAGACCAAGAACAAUGACAUCGCUCUAAUGAAGUUGCAGACACCUCUGACUUUUAACGACAAAGUGAAACCAGUGUGUCUGCCCAACCCAGGCAUGAUGCUAGAGCCGGAUCAGUCCUGCUGGAUUUCCGGGUGGGGGGCCACCUAUGAGAAAGGGAAGACCUCGGACGAGCUGAACGCAGUCAUGGUGCCCCUCAUCGAGCCUGGGCGCUGCAACAGCAAGUACAUCUACAACAAUCUGGUCACGCCGACCAUGAUCUGCGCGGGCUAUCUGCGGGGAAGCAUCGACUCCUGCCAGGGUGACAGUGGAGGUCCCCUGGUCACUUUGAAGAGCCGCAUCUGGUGGUUGAUUGGGGACACGAGCUGGGGAUCCGGCUGUGCCAAAGCUAACAGACCAGGAGUGUACGGAAACGUGACAGUAUUUACGGACUGGAUUUACCGACAAAUGAGGGUAACUUCCCUGUCCCCCUCCUCACCGAGCACUCUGAGUCUGGUGUCAAAGCCCAGAAGUCUGCGGGGUGUGGCCUGCCUGCAGGAGGCUGACGGCUGA
Neomonachus schauinslandi (Hawaiian monk seal) is the source of this 1642-nucleotide messenger RNA. RefSeq names its product transmembrane serine protease 2 (gene TMPRSS2). The record is from RefSeq and is a predicted model, not a curated record. Gene Ontology annotation, molecular function: protein binding; serine-type endopeptidase activity. Gene Ontology annotation, biological process: proteolysis. Lineage: Eukaryota; Metazoa; Chordata; Mammalia; Carnivora; Phocidae. The coding region runs from base 77 to 1642 and encodes 521 amino acids. Gene Ontology annotation, cellular component: membrane. The transcript is spliced from 13 exons.